AUGGAUUGGAUGCCGGCUGACCCGACAUUUUUACCGAAUGACUGGAGGAUUUUUGGGUACAAAGAAGAAGGUGCCCAAGAUGCCAGAGCCAUCCGGAAAUUACGGAAAGAUGAGAUCCCCGUAGUAGAGGCGUUAUCAACAGAUGAGAGUUGGGAAAGAUGGUUUGCUAACGCAAUUGGAGUAUCGCCUCUCGAUACAGAGAGGGAAGGGUUGCAUCUGUUAUUAUGCAGCAGAGCACCCGAAGUGUUCGAGGGAGAUCCCUCACCACCUAGCUAUUUACCUUUUACACUACCCAUAUGGGAGCUACUGGUGCCUAGUUGGCAUGUGCACAGAGGAAUCACUCGCGUGAUUUCCAGAAGGGUUGCUUGCUUCUCGGCAACGAAAUAUCUUAACGGCAACAACCAGUUUGAGUUUUCUUAUCUAGCACGGAUGUCAGCUGGUCUACCCGAUGAUCUUGCUUUGUCGACUACUUACAUACCGGCUACGAAAUCGCAGUUUUGCAUUGUAUAUGGGUGCAAUAAAUCGCAGAUGCAGAAAAUCCAACGACGCAUAUCAUUAGCGGGUGAUGGAUUACAUCAUCCACUGACUACCGUGGGAAUCUUUGCGGAGAUAGAAAGGGAGAGGCUUGUUAAUGCCGUGGACGAUUUGGUGGACCAGUUCUCUCUUCGUGCUGAAGUAUUGGACAUGAAGUACUGGAACACAGAUAUCCCCGUCGACAACCGAAAAACGAGGGAAAAUCUCGCAAUUUGCCUUCGGAGUCGCGAAUUGGCCGAUCAGAUACGGUCGACCAAGAGACAAGUCUCAAAAUUCAUAUCCGACGUUGAUCGUUUCAAUGAAUGGAUGAUUGGAACAAAUUCCGAGGGAACAAAUAAUGCCGUGGACUUUAAAGAGAGGAUGAAGCUCAGAGAGACCGGAGAAAGAAUAAAGGGGAGAUUGCAGGAUAUCCUUCAUGAGUACGACGAUAAAAUCGAUGAAUGCAAGAUGAUGUCCGAGAGCUUAUCGCUCAUUAUGCAGACACAAUGGAAUCAAAUUGCCCAGAAGGAUUCGACAACCAACACAAAAAUCGCAAGGGUCAACAAUAUGAUUGCAAUUGAAACCAAGACCGAGAGUAUCCAAAUGAAGUCAAUCGCUCUUCUGACAAUGAUAUACAUACCGCUCUCUUGUGUAGCCGUAUGA
This is a messenger RNA of Clonostachys rhizophaga, 1176 nucleotides long. The record is from the annotation of a GenBank genome assembly. Lineage: Eukaryota; Fungi; Ascomycota; Sordariomycetes; Hypocreales; Bionectriaceae.